AUGAUGAUGUACACGGGGACGAGUACGGAGCAGGACACUCGCUUUAGUGAUAAGGAGAAGAAGCUAAUGAAGCAAAUGAAGUUCGGAGAUUGUUUAACACAGCAGGUGGAUAUGUCCAAAGUGAAGUUGGAUGUGCUGAAGCCCUGGAUAACACAGAAGAUCACUGAAAUCCUCAAGAUGGAAGAUGAUGUAGUUAUAGACUAUGUCAACAACCAGCUUGAAGAAAAGUUCCCUUGUCCCAAGAAAAUGCAGAUCAACUUGACUGGAUUCUUAAAUGGGAAGAAUGCACGGCUGUUCAUGGGAGAACUGUGGGAGUUAUUGUUGAGUGCGCAAGCUAGUGAAAAUGGCAUACCGGAGACCUUUACCCAGCAAAAGAAGGAGGAAAUAAAGAAGAGAAUGGAGGAGCAGCAGAAGGAUAAGGAUAAAGACCGUCGUAGAUCCCGCUCAAGGUCGCGAUCGCGUCGUCGUUCGCGGGAACGGCGUCGAUCAUCCAGAUCGCGUGACCGUUCAGGUGACAGGAAACACCGCAAUGGAGGCAGCCCACGUCGUUCGAGGAGGCGCAGUCGUGAAAGAAGCAGCCAGUCGAAGUCUUCGCAUGUUGAGGAAGUCAAGGCAACUGAUCCUAAAGAAAACGGUAAGUCUCCUGAGAAGAAAGAAGAAAUUGAAAUUAAAGAAGAAGUCAACAAUAGCACGGCAAAUGAUACAAGUAAAGAUGAGAGCAAGGAAAUUGACACUAAAGAUGACAAAACCGAAGAUGAAGGUCAGAAGUCUAGAUCCGCUUCACCCGAGAAGUCGGCAGAUGACAAAGGCACGGAAGUAAAGCCUGUUGAGAAAAGACGAUCCUCUAGUGAGAGACGAUCUACGUCCGCUUCAUCACGUGGCAGUGCAAAGAAAAGAUCAUCCCACAAGAAGCGCCAGUAUCGGUCAAACCGAGAUUCUUCCACGAGUGUGAGUCCGCGACGAAGUUCUCGACGUGAAAGAAGUAAAUCUCGUCGCCGCAGCAGUCGCCGCCGGUCGCUGGAUCGACGUGAAAGAGAACGGGAACGUGAGCGUGAAAGAGAACGAGAGAGAGAACGUAGACGACGUGAGAGAGAACGUCGGGAGAGAUCAAGAGAACGUCGUCGUUCAUUGGAAAGACGCAGGCGAUCUGAUUCUCGUACCCGCAGACGUUCAAGGGAUAGUCGUUUAAUAUUGAAUAGGUCUCGCGAUCGUCGUCGCUCUAGGUCCCGUAGGCGUUCUUUGUCGCGUCGCCGCUCCGGACGUCGCUCACGUGACCGCCGCUCCAGAGAUCGCAGACCUGCUUCUAGAGAUAAGCGCUCGCAGGAUAGAUCUAGGGAUAGAAGAUCUAAAGACCGCAUCAAGGAUACCAGAUCAAGGGACAGAAAAUCACGUGAUAGGCGAUCCAGUGAUUUAAUCAAAGAGCGAUUAGAAAAAUCUGUUUCCAUACCUCGUAAGGAAAACUUAGAAAAGACUCGUAAGAAGUCGUCGGAACGUGUCUCAUUGCCACGCGAACAGUCUAAAGAACGAGUUGUGUCUAGCUCAAGCAGGGAGUCGUCAGUGGCCAAUGAGAAGUCAGCUCCACAAAAUAAUGACAGGGAUCAUGAUGACUCUAAACCUGGACAUUCCUCUGAGGACGAAGAAAAAGAAGACAUUGUUGUCAUUCCUCAUUUACGCGAGUAUUCUAGGAGUUUAUCACGUACUCCUUCACCAUUCCUACGUAAGCAUGAAAUUGAAAACAAAAAGACUGAGAAGUCUGCUGAUGAUGCAUCAGGUAAAGAGCAAAACGAAGAAGAAACUAAGAACAGAGAAGCAAAGAAAGGAAAACGCAAAGCGCAGCAAUCUGAUUCAGACAGUGAAAGUAGUGAGGAAGUUGCGAAAUCCAAAUCCAAAUCGAAGGUCAAACGUAAGGAAAAAUCUACUUCUAAACGAGCUAAGAAACCUAAAAAAGAGAGCUCUUCGAGUGAAAGCGAUUCUGAAGAAAGUUCUUCCAGUGACUCAGAAGACGACAGAAAAAAGAAGAGUAAAAAGAAUGCUAAGAAGAAAGUGACUAAGAAAUCUCGCAAGAAGCGAGCGCGAUCUUCAAGCUCAGAAUCCACUUCCGAAGAAGAGGUUAAGCAUAAGAGUUCUAAAUCUAAACAAAAGAAUGUUCCAGGCGAAUCUGAUGCAGACAAGAAGUCUAAGAAGCGUAAUAAAGAUGCCAGUGUUGAACAUACGCGCUCUGAAAAACCUGAUAGCAAGCAAAGCAAAUCAAAGAAAAUUGAGAAUUCCGAAGAUUCUCAUGAUGACAGUUCUGAUAGUGAUGAAAAGACAACCAAGAAAAAGGUGUCAAAACGAGACUCGUCAAGCUCAGAGAAAGAUGUUAGGCGCAGUAAAAAAGUAGAAUCUACUAAAGAACGCCCAGCUUCACCAGAAGUAACUAAGGGCAGAAAAACUGAAGAUAAAACAAUUAAAACAAAACACUCCGAAGAUGUGAAAUCCAAAUCAUCACGAGAUGAUACUGAAAAGAAAGCAAAGAAACGCGAAAAGGAAGAGUCUUCUUCUGACAGUGACCAGGUGUCCAAAAAAAAGCCAAGGAAGAAAGUUUCUGAUUCCGAUUCGGACUCUGACAGUGAUGAACCUAAAAAGUCCAAGAAAGCUAAAAAACAUAAAAAACAUUCUAAAAAGCAUAAGAAACACAAAAAACAUAAGAAAUCGUCUAAAAAGAAGGAAGACUCCUCAGACAGUGAAGAAGCUGAGGAAGAAGAAGAGGAAGGAAAGGUAAAUAACGAAGAUUUAGAAAAAAAACUUCGUGAGAGAGCAUUGAAGUCGAUGAAAAAGCAAACUAGUGUUUCAGGUUCCGACUAG
Messenger RNA from Arctia plantaginis, 2844 nucleotides. The record is from the annotation of a GenBank genome assembly. Lineage: Eukaryota; Metazoa; Arthropoda; Insecta; Lepidoptera; Erebidae.